AUGGGGUCCAUCUCAGAAGACCAUACUUCUCACCUUGAUGGCACCAAUGGGGAUGUGCACGCCUCCAUUCCGUCCAAUCUCGAAGACCUGCCCGAUCUCUACGGCUGGCCUCGAGAGAAUGAGAGGGGCUACCGUAUUCGCGAAAUGCCCUCGGAGUCGUAUCGACCCCUCCGAGUUGUCGUGCUGGGCUGUGGAGCGUCGGGGAUAUCGUUUGCGAAAUUCGCACAGGACGAUCUGAAGAACGUCGACUUCGUCUUGUACGAGAAGAACAGCGACGUGGGCGGAACGUGGCUCGAGAAUCGAUACCCCGGAUGUGCCUGCGACGUUCCAAGUGUCACGUACCAGUUCACCUGGGCACCCGACACUUGGUCCCAUUUCUACUCCGAAUCGCCCGAGAUACACCGCUACUUUAGACGGGUGGCUGAAAGGUACAACGUUCUGAAGUACACUAAGCUCAACCAUGCAGUCACGAACGCGCUUUGGGACCAGGAGAGUGGCAAGUGGAAGAUCACCGUCCGGAACGAGGUCACAAAGGUGACUUUCGUGGAUGAGUGCGAUGUUUUCGUCAAUGCCGGAGGUCCCUUAAAUCAUUGGAACAUGCCCAAGAUUGACGGGAUAGAACGAUUCCAAGGGGUCCUAGCGCACACUGCCAAUUAUCCCGAGGGGCUCGACCUCCAGGGCAAGAGGGUCGCAGUUUGUGGCAUUGGAUCCAGCGGCAUACAAGUGAUUGCUUCGAUCCAGAAGGAAGUGUCCAAGUUGUAUACUUGGAUAAGAACCCCAACCUGGGUCCUCGGCUCGUUUGGAGCAAAGUACAUGCGAGAACCGGACACCAACUCAGCCUAUACCGAAGAAGAACUUCGGCUGAUGCGACAAGAUCCGACGACCUAUUUGAAAUAUCGAAAGAACAUUGAGCUAAGUAUCAGUGAAGGGUUUGGUGUGUUUUUCAAGAAUACCCCAGAGGCGAAUGCCGCGAGGGAGAUUGCCAGCAAGGAGAUGCGUUCGAAACUGGCAAGUCGGCCUGCUAUUGCCGAUGCUCUGAUCCCAAAGGAUUUCCCUGUGGGAUGCAAGCGACCAACGCCUGGAAUCGGAUUCUUGGAAGCCCUCUGUGCCGACAACGUCGUCACCUACCCGGGCGGACAAUUGACCACUAUCACCGAAAAGGGCAUCCUCGACCCAGCUGGCCAAGAAGAGGAGGUCGACGUGAUUAUCCUAGCGACAGGAUUCAACACGACCUGGAUUCCUCGGUUCCCAAUCGUCGCCAACGGCAAAAAUCUCCAGGACAUGUACAGAGAAAACCCCCUAUCGUAUCUCGGUAUCGCCGCGCCGGAGAUGCCAAACUACUUUACCUACUACGGACCUUACGGACCCCUCGGCCAAGCCAGUGCAGUGGUCAUGAUCGAAUUCUUCACACGGUACUUCAACGCAGCCAUUCGGAAGAUUCAGGCCGAAUGGAUCAAGAGUCUGGCGCCGCGGAUGGACGUCGCAAAGGAAUUCCAGGAACAUGCCGAUCUCUACUUGAAGCGCACCGUCUGGGAUUCCAACUGUCGAAGCUGGUGGAAAGGCGGCAAGGUUGACGGGAAGAUCAUGCUGUACCCCGGAUCGCGAACUCAAUAUAUGGAACUCAUCAGCACACCGAGAUACGAAGACUAUGAUAUAAAGUACCACGACGUGAAUCGAUGGGCUUUCUUGGGCAACGGAUGGUCGACCCGAGAUUAUGACGGGAGGGACAUAACGUGGUUUUGGGGCAUGGUAAACGGUCGGGAUAGGAAGGAAGAGUAUGAGCUACAAUGGAAGGCCUCUGCGGAAGAUCCAGAAAGCUACCAUGCGCCGGACGAUCAGAAGGUGCAAGACGUGUUGAUCUCGCCCAAUGCUCUCUGAAAGAUCGACCAAGCCCGACGUAGACAGCGC
Messenger RNA from Cladophialophora immunda, 1908 nucleotides. RefSeq lists its product as uncharacterized. Gene Ontology annotation, molecular function: N,N-dimethylaniline monooxygenase activity; NADP binding; flavin adenine dinucleotide binding. The record is from RefSeq and is a predicted model, not a curated record. The coding region runs from base 1 to 1878 and encodes 625 amino acids. The transcript has 7 exons. Lineage: Eukaryota; Fungi; Ascomycota; Eurotiomycetes; Chaetothyriales; Herpotrichiellaceae.